Messenger RNA from Triplophysa dalaica, 2228 nucleotides. It is a transcript of the gene p2rx7, whose product is annotated as purinergic receptor P2X, ligand-gated ion channel, 7. NCBI's taxonomy places the organism in Eukaryota, Metazoa, Chordata, Actinopteri, Cypriniformes, Nemacheilidae. The transcript has 13 exons. The record is from RefSeq and is a predicted model, not a curated record. Gene Ontology annotation, biological process: response to ATP; monoatomic cation transmembrane transport. Gene Ontology annotation, cellular component: nuclear inner membrane; plasma membrane. The coding region runs from base 47 to 1831 and encodes 594 amino acids. Gene Ontology annotation, molecular function: ATP binding; extracellularly ATP-gated monoatomic cation channel activity; purinergic nucleotide receptor activity.
GGCACUGCAGUAAACUCCUCCACUGUGUGUUUUCUCAAUCACGGCCAUGCCUUGUGUUUUGUUAAAUCUUUGUGAAUACGACACUCAAAAACUUGUGAAAAUCAAGAGCGUUAAACUUGGAUCACUUAAAUGGACGUUAAACGGAGUUAUCUUGAUGUUCAUUUGUAUAAUGUUGUUGUGGAAUAAAGGAUAUCAGGAGUAUGACCUCGUUGUGAGUUCAGUCACUUCAAAAGUCAAAGGAGUGGCAAAACUAAAUAUACCAGAUAUUGGCGAGGUCGUGUGGGAUGUGGUGGACCACAGUGGGACAUCUCAGGGGAAAAACUCUUUUUUCGUGGCGACAAAUGUCAUAGUCACACAGAACCAAAAACAAGCUAAUUGUCCAGAGGUACCACCGUAUGGGAAACUGUGCCGAACAGAUAAGGAUUGUGAGAAAGGAUUUUCUGACCAGUAUAGCCAUGGUGUUCAAACAGGAGCCUGUGUGAAGUUUGAUGUGAUGAAGAAAACAUGUGAAGUUUCAACUUGGUGCCCAAUUGAAAACAAGAAAAGACCCAGACCUGCUCUUUUGGCAUCUGCAGAAAACUUCACUGUGAUGAUCAAGAAUAACAUCAGAUUUCCAGCAUUUAAUUACAUACGGAGAAACAUCUUGCCUGAAUUGAAGGAUACCGAUCUAAAAGGUUGCAUCUAUAACCGCUACAAAAAUCCAUACUGUCCUAUUUUCCGGCUGGGAGAUAUUGUGAGUGAGGCCAAAGAGAACUUUGGGGAUAUGGCUGUGGAGGUAAAGCCUUAUUUUUAUAAUCUCCGGGGAGGUGUGGUUGGAAUACAGAUCAACUGGGAUUGUGAUCUGAACAGAAUCUUUCACAGCUGUCUGCCUAAAUACUCGUUCCGUCGCUUAGAUGAGAAAGAGAGCAACAAGACCCUUUACCCUGGAUUUAACUUCAGGUUUGCAAGAUACUCUACAGUAAAUGGUGUGGAGCAGAGAACUCUGUUUAAAAUAUACGGUAUUAGGUUUGAUGUCAUGGUUUUUGGAAAGGCUGGUAGGUUCAGCAUCAUUCAGGUUAUCAUCUACAUUGGAUCAACGCUCUCAUAUUACGCUCUUACAACAGUUCUCCUUGACUGGCUUAUUGGAACUAGUUGUUACUCCAAAGAAGCAAAACAGAACUACUCAGAGAGGAAGUUUGAGUCCGUACAGGACCGAGAAGAGUGCUUCCUUUGCGUGUCGUUUGUGGAUGAGGACAAGUUAAGAGUGGUGAAAAAGUCCAGAAAGAAAACUCUACAGCAGACUAAACCUCUUUCUCUACAUCAGAGGAAAAAUGAUUUGGCCAGCAUGAGGACUCUGAUCAGUGUUAUGCAGUGUGGACCGAGCAGAAGUUUACCGGUACAGAAUGGGCAGAGCAGUGGGCUUUCCAGAAACACAGACACACCGUUGCUGGAGAAGUCACAGUCUGGAUGUCAGGCCUGGUGUCAGUGUGGAUGCUGCCCGCCUUCUGCCACCCUGCACGAGCAGCUUUGCUGCCGAUUGGGUAAAGGGCGCUGCAUAACCUCCUCCCCUAUUUUGUCCACACUGAUCCUCAGUCGCUCCGUCCUCGAGACAGCAUUGUUCUAUGUGGAUCCCCUUGCGGAGCUGCACGAAGGGGCUCAGCUGCGCCAUGGGGCCUACGCUCAAUACAUUAGAUGGCGGUUUGGUGACAGCACACCCAGAGAUGCUGUUCCAGUAAUACCCAGUUGCUGCAUUGGGAGAAUAAGGGCAGAAUACCCCAGCCCUGAUGGUAAAUAUGGCGGGCUAAGACUUCACCAGGCCACGCCCUCUCAGGCAGAGUUUAAUGCACAAUGAACUUCAUCAACAGUUUUUUAAACACACGAUCAACCUGAAUGUUAAUAACAUGUCAUAACAGGGAAUGCUACUAACUACAGACAAUAAUAGAGUUUUUUUACAGUUUAAACCUGCCAGCAACCAAAAGAAAAUCAAUAUUAACCACAAGCACUUCAGCAGAAGAAGGAUGUCAAACUUCUUUCUAAUACAGAUGCCUUUAAACUUAACAAAACAAAUCUUGAGAGCUUGAGCAUGUAACGGUAUUUUGGUUUAUUGAUAAUUUGAAAUGCUGUUAAACACUGAUCGAGGAAAAAUAGAUCAAGUAUAUCAUCAUAUUAAAAUGAAAUUAAAUGUAUGAAGUACACUUUAUAUAAAAUUUAUGUUAGGAUAUAUUUGAUUUAAUCGUAAAAGUGUCCUU